CCGUGCACCUGAGUCCAGCUGUGAAGGGCGCGACCACUCCACCCCUAUUGGCCAGGAACUCUGUCAACAGGCCCCCCUGCAGGUUCCUGAUGAUGGACUUUGUCACAGCGGUCCUGACCUCAAAGGCAGUGUGACCCCUGAAGUCAGGGUUCUCCGCUCUCGAGUCAUAACAUUUGGUGGUGAUAGCAGUGCAUUGGUGGUCAGCCCUGAAGUUCGCCCCGAAGCCGACAACAUCCGCAGGAAUUUACGGCCUCGGGCCACUCUGAGGGUUCCUGUUCUUUACAGAAAUACCCGUGGGUCCAGUUCUGAUAGCAGCAGCCGUCCAACACAGCGCAGAAGCAGCCGCACUGCAUCCAGGCUUGGCUCUGACCACCAACGAAGCCAUAAAAUAAAGAUGGAGCUGAACCUGGAGCCGGAACCGGAGCUGGAACCAGAACCAGAAUCAGAAUCAGAGCCAGAAUCAGAUUCAGAGCCAGAGUCAGAAUCAGAGCUGGAGGAAGAGGCAGAGCCAGAACCUGGUCCAAGCAGCCGUGCACAAGCAAGGCUUUCCACCUUUAGGCCUGCAGUUCGAAGGAGAUCCACACGCUCUCCUCCAAGACGCCCAGUCCGUAUGCGGGCCUCUUCCCCUUCUCCUCCUGGUAGGCUCUGUCAUUUCCCUGGGCAGUAUAAUGAAGGUGCCAGUUCUUCCUCCUCAUUCACCAACGAGGAUGUCUCCUGUGUUUCAGGUUCCCCUUCUUUCCCCAAUAAGUCACCAGAACGGGGCUCCUCAUCUCCAUCAGGUGACUUAAGCUCUGUCUCUGGUCCUAGUCCUGAUACCCUUUGGCGUGCCUUGAUACCUGACCUGGAUAACCUUGAUUCUUCCCCUUCUGGAGAGUCAGAGGAAGAAAUAGAGAUUGCCCCUCACCCUCCUGCAUAG
Grammomys surdaster is the source of this 916-nucleotide messenger RNA. RefSeq lists its product as uncharacterized. Gene Ontology annotation, cellular component: nucleus. Lineage: Eukaryota; Metazoa; Chordata; Mammalia; Rodentia; Muridae. The transcript has a single exon. The record is from RefSeq and is a predicted model, not a curated record. The annotation marks the transcript as partial.